AUGGCUCCAAAGCGCGAAGGGGGCGUAGUGGGCAAAGGCCAUAAUGAAACCGCAAAGAAAAGUAAGCUUUCGAAGCCUGCAAAGUACACAGAGAACAAUAAGAAAGCCGCGAACUUUACUACUAAAGCGCCUAAGAAGAAGCUGAAAAAGACAAUCAAGAUAUGUUCCAAGACAAUCAACUACUCAUUGUGCAUUCCAGUGAGUGUGAUAGAUAACUGCAAGAACCUCGAACAAGCGACACACGUGGUGUACCAAAUAGCUAAGAGCGCUGUGUUGUUCAACGUGGGAGAAAUCGUGGUGCUUGAUUUGGGCCGCGCGGAAGAUGUUCCAAAGGAGUCUCGCCACCGCUUUCAGAUGUCCCCAGUACUACUGGUGGCGUCGCUGCUGCAAUACUUCGUGACUCCGCCGUAUCUUGUGAAAUCAGUGUUCAAGAAAGAAUACCAGGAGUGCUUCAAAGUCGCAGCUAAACUGCCGCGCAUAACAGCACUGCCAUUCAUGCGCCAUCUCCACGAGGACAACGGUAGAUACCGGGAAGGCCUUGCUGUUCGUAUGCAACGGCCGGCGCAGGGCGCGAGGCCAGCAAAGAAGAAGGCGUACGACCAGACCAAGUACGUCAACGUGGGCAAAGACAGUGCGUUGGAGCUGCGCGGCCAGCUGGUGCCGGCCAACGUACGUGUUACGGUCGACCUAAUUGAUUGCAAGGUCGUCUCACCCGCCGAAGCUUACGGCGAUUUCGUCGGCGCGCAAGCCUCAUACGGCUUCCAUGUGCGCGUCGCCAAGACCUUUGCAGACAUUUUCACACAGAGCCCUGCCCCGAAUGGCUACACCCAAACUGUAUGGGUCAACAGUGGUGAUUUCUACUUUGACCCCACAACAAAGAAGAGUCUAAAGCUGGAGACCAAGAUACCGCGGAUUGGCAAAAUUCUGAAACCCACCCCCGAAGAAGUUGCUAGCGGUGAAGCAGAGAACCCUGCGCACCUGCUUGUCGUGCUUGGCAAGUGGGAUCAUCUCAAAAAGAGUUUCGCGCGUUCCCGGGAAAUGUUUGCGGGGUGCGAAGGCGCUCACCAGUUCUUCGACGGACAACUAGAACUCCCUGGAUCUGCGCCAGAGGCCAACAUCGGCAUCCACGACAGCUGCAUGAUCGCGAUGACCAUGCUCGCCAGCUUGUAG
Lachancea thermotolerans CBS 6340 is the source of this 1170-nucleotide messenger RNA. RefSeq names its product RNA methyltransferase. Lineage: Eukaryota; Fungi; Ascomycota; Saccharomycetes; Saccharomycetales; Saccharomycetaceae. The transcript has a single exon. The record is from RefSeq and is a predicted model, not a curated record. The coding region runs from base 1 to 1170 and encodes 389 amino acids.